AUGGUCCGGAGCCAUCCUGUUAGUCUCAUAUUUUCGGUGUUUUUAAAAGGUUAUCAAAGAGAGAAACAUAAAGGUAACAGAGAGGAAAUCAACAAUGCUACAGUCCAAAAGCUCCUGCAGAAAACACUCAACUGGACCCUGAAUAAUUUUGGGGAGGUGAAUGCAAGCGCCAAUGGCUGGAGGCCCCAGAAUUCACGUCCCUACUUUCCGGAUCUCCAACAGCACUGUCAGCCUCCAAGACCCCACAUCCCGGGGGCGUGGAGGCUGGGGGCGGGGCCAGGCGACUCCCCCACAGGUGAGCCCCAGCUGCUGCGCUGCUGCAGUAACGGCGGCACCUGCGUGCUGGGCAGCUUCUGCGUGUGCCCCGCCCACUUCACCGGCCGUUACUGCGAGCACGACCAGAGGCACAGCGAAUGCGGCACGGUGAAGCAUGGAGCCUGGACCUUCCUCGGCUGCCGCCUUUGCAGGUGUGUUUUCGCAGCCCUGCACUGCCUCCCCCGCCAGACACCCGGCAGCUGCGACCUGGAAGACUUUCUUGCUGCACGGUCUAAUGGAGAAAGAACACAACACAUGCUGAGUGUUCUCUUCCUCCUUCCCUGCUUGCUCGUGCAAAGCAUCCUUAGUGAAGCGGGAGACUCCUGACUGGAUCUUAGAGGACCUAACUCGCAGUUCCACACUGGAAGAAACUUGGUGUUCCCAGCACAAGCUUGAGCAAGCAUGGUUCUCUGUGGGAAAGCCAGGGCUGUGCAUCCACAUCGUUUUCUGUGUUGUAGGUAAUAGAUUUGUUUCAUUUCCUAGAACUGAAGCAUUAGGUGAAUAUUUUUAUUGUUUAAUAAAUAUUUUCAUGAAACAGA
Felis catus (domestic cat) is the source of this 854-nucleotide messenger RNA. RefSeq names its product cryptic family protein 1B-like (gene CFC1). Bases 1 to 642 code for a protein of 213 amino acids. The record is from RefSeq and is a predicted model, not a curated record. The transcript has 6 exons. Lineage: Eukaryota; Metazoa; Chordata; Mammalia; Carnivora; Felidae.